AUGCAAUUAGCUCCUUCUCCAGUACAAAUACAUACAUCCUUAGCACCUUCACCUAUUGUCAAUCCGAAACUCAAGUCAACAACAAAAGUUACGAAACAGUCCAACCUUCCACCAAAACGUCCUCGUACUCGAACGUCAUCCUCAACUCCUUUGCAAGUUCAACAGCAAAAAACUCAAUUGCAACAACCCCAAAAAAUUAAAAAAGUCUCCACAAAGGUUGCCAAUAAAGAGGUCUCCCCAAGAAAACCUUCCACGUCUUUGGUCGGCUCAAGUCACUUAUCUAAUUUGAAUUGUAUGUCUCCAAGUGAAGUAUCUGUGAACAUUUUGGAUUCUUCCCAAAAAUCUUCAACGUCGUCAAGACGAUUGUCUGUUGUUUCAACGUCCUCUUCUACUUCUAGUACUCUGUCAGGUCAAAUAACUCGGCAUCGUUCUCAGCAUGGUAAUACUGGCAAUUCUGCUAUAAAUAAUGUUCCAAGUGUUCCUGAUUUCCCAAAUUGGUUAUCACAACCACCUAAAUCUCUCGGUGUUACGAGAGCUUCUAAAGACGAAAAUUCCAUGACGUCGGUUUCUUCGGGUCAGCCUGUUCGAAGUAAAUCACGCCAUAAACAGCCUACAGAAGAUUCUAAAAAUGAGGCAACUACUAGCAAUGAGUCAAAACAAAUCAAAAAAGCUAAAUAUAAAGCUGCUACCGAGGAAGCCUUGAAACGAUUUAAUGAUUUGCAAAUGGUGGAGCAUAAAAUUGCUAGUCAAACUAACGAGGUUAUGGAGAGAAUGAAAAAUCUCUUUCAACCAAAGAGAGAUGAUGCUAGUGACGAAGAAUCUUUUAGUUCAAUUGCAGGCGAUGAUUUAUCAGGAAAACACGGAUAUGUUGGGGAUAUUUUAAUAUUAACAAAAUAUUCCUUACUUCAAAGAAAUGACAAAUCACGUCGCGCACCUUCUGCUUCAAAACGCACACCAUCGACACCGGCCACGCCGGUCAAGCCAUCAGUGACGAGACGUACGAGUCAAGAUUCAGAAAGGCCAACGAAAACCAGUACAUCUGCGUCUGGUAUUGAUCGUCAAAGAACAAGAACUAUAGAUUCAUCAAUGCUCAGCAGUCUCAGAUCAAGUCAUAACCGAUAUGCUAGUGAAAAUUCAAUUACAAUGUCAACUGAAAGAAAGUCAUUGAAAACAGCACGCUCCGAGGAGAAAAUAAGAUCUGCCGCAGAAAAACAAAAAAAGGUAGAGAAACGAAAGACGAUCGAUUCAUCGAUAAAGUCAACUGCUCUCGAACAAUUGGAUAGAUUUACAUCUUUUCAAGAUUUUAACUCAAAACGAAGAAGUAUAAUUGAUUCCUCAUCAACACCAUUGGAAUUUGAUAACGGCGAUUCUCAUCAAUAUGGCUUAUCGCCAUCACCUUUAUGGCCUAGUGUGAGCAAAUCAAAGACAAUGCCAAUAACACCACCGCCAUCAACACUUUCUUCAAAAUUGCCACCCCCUAUGCCAGCUCGUAGUUCAAGUUUUAGUAAUUCAGAACAAUGUCCUUCAUCAAAAAACAAUCAAGGCACGGACAAUAAUACUCCUGCUAGUUCAAUAGAGAAUACGUCUACUACAUCAUCGUCAUCUACGAAACGAAGGAAAUCUAAAAUAGAUCAUGCUAAAUCCGGUUCGCCGAAUUCAAGUGUUUCUUCCCCAAAAACAACUUCAAAUGCACAACCUCCGCCUCCUGUUCCAAAUAUGCCAAGCAUGUUACCGCAGCCCAAAUUAACUAGAGUUAACGAAGAAAUUCCUCCGGUACCAGCUAUACCUCAUUCAAUAAAUAGCGAAAAGAAAGUUUCGAUUUCUAUGUCAAGCACAAAAGGUUGUGAAGAAGUUUUACCACGCGGAAGAAGGGAUAAUAGGAGUACGGAUGGGCAUCGUCCACCGUCGUCUUCUACAAAGAAAAAGAGUCAAAAUCGACCCAGAGGAACGAUGAGCGGUCAACAGCAAAGUGAUAAGAUUAUCAGAAGACAGACCCUUCCAGCAAAUAUUGCGGCUCCUCAACAAUUAGCUGCACUGACACUUCCUCCCAUGAAUGUACAACCAUUAUCAACCGUGAGAAUACCCACAAUCGUAAAUCCGAACCUUAAGGCAAAAACUCCAACUUCUGAGCACCCUCGAUCUGGAUUGAGAAUACCGACUACGCCAACAACUUCCACAAAUCCAUUUACAAAAAUUCCUACACCUACAGGAAUACAAUCCAGAAUAAUAAAGAGUGGGAGUGGAAUUGCGUCACCUAGCAAAGUAAAUUCUCGAGCUGCACCGGUUUCACCGAAUAGAUCAUACGGCUAUGCUAAUCAAAAAUCGAUGAGUUCUAGUGCGACAUUUAAUCCAUAUGGCUCAUCAACAACGACGAUGGUAAUAACGGGUAGAAAAAGUGCUACCACCCCCUGCAAAACAACGUCUUCCGUUGACAAAGCACAUACUAGUAAUGAAAAAGUUUCACCAAAAAGCAAACCAAGGAGGCUAUCAAACUCUUUUAUAAAUCUUUUCUCGAACAAAAAUUCGCACUCGUCCGCUUCAUCUCAUGCAAAAACAAUUCCGAUAACAUCAAGUGCGGCUUCUACCUCAAUUACAACUCAUUCAAAUCUUCAACCAAAGAAGCUGAAGGUUAGAACGACUUCUCAACCUGCGCACCCUGUUAUUUCAAACUCGAACUUUUUAAGCUCUUAUGUUUCGAAGAACCCAACCGGUUCUACUUACCAUAUUGAUUUGGACUCCUCAUCAUCUGCUGCCAGUACUCCAAGCAACUUUGCUCAUGCGAGUCAGGACGACGAAUUCACUGUAACAAGUGGGGAAGAAGAGACUGCCAGUUUCUUACAUGAAACCGAAAAGAGAGAGAGAGAUCGCAAAGAACAUGAGAGGGAUCGUAAAGAACAUGAGGCACAAAUGAAGGGAACCCUUCCUAUGAGUCCCCAAUCCGCUUUGAAAGCAUACGCACCUUAUUUGUCAUUGUAUGAACGUUCUGAAAUUUUGGAGUAUCCGAACGUCUAUUUUGUUGGUCCUGAAGCUGCGAAACCACCUGCAAGCCCAGAGUUAACCGGAUGUAAUUACGGAUUUGAUGAUGAAAGAGGAGACUACAAAAUUAUUCCCAAAGAUCAUUUGUGUUAUCGAUAUGAAGUUAUUGACAUCCUUGGAAAAGGUUCCUUCGGCCAGGUGCUGAAGUGUUUAGAUCACAAGACGGGAGAAUACGUAGCUGUGAAGAUUAUCAGAAAUAAGAAGCGAUUUCAUUGUCAAGCCUUGGUGGAAGUUAAGAUUUUGGAAUGCUUGAACAAAUGGGAUCCCGAUGACACUCAUAAUAUCAUUCAUAUGAAUGAUCAUUUUUACUUCCGAAACCAUCUAUGUAUUGCAUUUGAGCUCUUAAGUAUUAAUUUGUAUGAAUUUAUCAAGAGCAGUAAUUUCCAAGGAUUCAGCCUUGGCUUAAUCAAAAGAUUUUGCGUCCAGCUUCUUAACUCUUUGUCGUUAUUACAAAGACAUAACAUUGUACACUGUGACUUGAAACCAGAGAAUGUAUUGCUCAAACAUCCUACAAAGAGCAGCAUUAAAGUUAUUGAUUUUGGUAGCAGUUGUUUCGAAAACGAGAAAGUCUACACUUACAUUCAAAGUAGGUUUUACCGAUCUCCUGAAGUCAUAUUAGGUAUGACAUAUAACAUGGCGAUUGAUAUGUGGAGCUUAGGUUGUAUUCUAGCUGAAUUGUAUACUGGAUAUCCUUUGUUCCCCGGUGAAAAUGAGCAAGAGCAACUGGCAUGCAUUAUGGAAGUUUUGGGUGUCCCAGAGAAGUAUUUGAUAGAAAAAAGUACUCGCAAAAAACUUUUUUUCGAUUCCAAUGGCAAUCCUCGUCCUGUUGUGAGUUCUAAAGGAAAGCGCCGUCGUCCAAACACAAAAUCAUUGGCGAACGUAUUGAAAUGCCAAGAUCAAGUCUUUUUAGACUUUAUCGCUCGGUGUUUAGACUGGGAUCCCGAGAAGCGAAUGAAACCUGAUGAAGGUUUGAUGCAUGAGUGGAUCACGGAGGUGAAACUUGGCACUAGGAGUUACUUCACAAAUUAUGAUAAUAUGCAUCGUCAAGCAUCUCCCUCCUCGGCUCCCGCAUCCAAUAGCGCCGCUUCUGGACGAUAUACAUACGCGCCCAUAAGUGGGACGAAUGUGGUAGGUUUUUGUGGUGGAGAUAAAUAUGAUAUAUCAAGCAGUGAAGCAGCAGGAUUUCCCGAGAAAAUGGAAAGUGAUGGUGCCUCUCAUGGAUUAUCCCCUUCGGAUAAUCAUCAUCAUCAUCUUUGGAAUGUGACGUCAUAA
Molecule: messenger RNA, 4308 nt
Organism: Funneliformis geosporum
Lineage: Eukaryota; Fungi; Glomeromycota; Glomeromycetes; Glomerales; Glomeraceae
Source: the annotation of a GenBank genome assembly